AUGUCUUAACCAAGCAUUACUUCAUGUUUAAUGUCACAAUCUAAGUUAACGUGUUUAUAUAGAACCCAAUUCGUGGACCAAUUGAAUUAACCCUACCCCUAAAAUCCUGUACAAGUCAAUUUAAUGUUUCUAGCUAAAUCCAAAUCCCGUGAGAUUAGAUAUUUAAAGAAACCCAAUGACGAAAAGUCCCUUUAAAAUUCAUAAUCUUGACUAUAUAACGUCCCACGGUUCUAAUUGUUAGUUUCAGCAGACUCAAAAAUAAUGAAGAAGAGCCAAGAAACGCAAGAAGACUCUCUACAACAAGAAAGUCGUUAUCAACUUCACCAAAUCUUCAUAUCGAAGAUAUUCAAAUCUCAUAGAUUCUUCCAAGCCCUGGUCUUGUAUUCGUUGCUUAUCGGUUUCGGAUUCGGGCUAGGCUUCAUACUCAACGUCCAUAUAAGAAACGUCUCUUUCGAUCCCCAACUCUUUCGUCUGUCUGCUCUCCCCCCCUCCCUCUCAUCUUCCUUCUCUACACCGCUUCAACCGCAGCCAGAGAAAGUCGUUUCCUUGAACGAUACGGUUGUUGCGACUGAUGAUGGUGAUGAAGGGCAAAAGGGUCAUUCUCUGGUGAAGCCGGAGAACGUGAUGCACAACAUGACGGAGGAGGAACUAUUUCUACGUGCAUCAAAGAUUCAAGAAAAGACGUUAAAGAAGACAAAGAAAGUGGCGUUUAUGUUCUUGACUAGAGGGAAACUUCCUUUGGCUAAACUGUGGGAGAGAUUUUUCAAAGGCCAUGAUGGUCUUUUCUCUAUUUACAUUCAUACGAGUGACCCUUUUUACGUUGACGAUGAUAUCCCCGAAACUUCGCCGCUUUAUCGCCGGAGGAUUCCAAGCAAGGAAGUGGGAUGGGGAAUGGUGAGCAUGGUGGAGGCUGAGCGACGGCUACUGGCAAAUGCUCUGCUUGACGCCGGAAACCACCGCUUCGUCCUCCUCUCGGAAUCGGACAUUCCUCUCUUCAACUUCUCCACCAUUUACUCUUACCUCACAAACUCUCAACACUCAUACGUCGACGUAUACGACCUUCCCGGACCAGCAGGUCGCGGCCGCUACAACCGCCGUAUGUCACCAGUCAUUAGCCGCCGCAACUGGCGAAAAGGCUCUCAGUGGUUCGAGAUAGACCGUGAGGUAGCUUUAGCCGUAGUCUCGGACACAAUUUACUUUCCUGUGUUCAAGAAACAUUGCCUUUCGAAUUGUUAUUCCGACGAGCAUUACUUGGCGACAUUAGUCCACGUAAUGUUUCCAGGGAAGAACGCGAACCGGUCACUGACGUGGACGGAUUGGUCACGGAGAGGGCCACAUCCAAGAAAGUACACACGGGGGUCGGUGACGGGGGAGUUUUUGCGGAGGGUGAGGAAUAGAGAACAAGGGUGUGUGUAUAAUGGGAAGAAGAGCGAGAAUUGUUACUUGUUCGCUAGGAAGUUCGAUGGUGGUUGUUUGGAUAAGUUGUUAUAUUUUGCUCAUAGGGUUUUGGGAUUUUAGUCUUCGUUAUAACUUAUAACCAUAGCAUACGACUCGGCCAAUUUGUGUUUGGUAUAUAGCCCGUUUAGUUUGCUUGAAUUUUAAAGUCCCAUUUGUGA
Messenger RNA from Arabidopsis lyrata subsp. lyrata, 1616 nucleotides. RefSeq lists its product as uncharacterized. The record is from RefSeq and is a predicted model, not a curated record. The transcript is spliced from 2 exons. Gene Ontology annotation, molecular function: glycosyltransferase activity. Bases 262 to 1518 code for a protein of 418 amino acids. NCBI's taxonomy places the organism in Eukaryota, Viridiplantae, Streptophyta, Magnoliopsida, Brassicales, Brassicaceae. Gene Ontology annotation, cellular component: membrane.